Molecule: messenger RNA, 609 nt
Organism: Phytophthora infestans T30-4
Lineage: Eukaryota; Oomycota; Peronosporomycetes; Peronosporales; Peronosporaceae
Exons: 1
Coding region: 1-609 (202 amino acids)
Cellular component (GO): extracellular region
Source: RefSeq, a predicted model, not a curated record
AUGAAGACCUCGACGUUCCUGCUCCUCACCGUUGCAAUUGGCGCCACUGCUGCCCAGAACGGUACCAAUUCGUGCGAUAUGGGCGCCAUCGAGGGGAAACUGCUGCUGAACGGCACGACCUGGCAUGAGAGCUGCGCGACCGCGACCGGUGUAGACGUGUUCCAGCUCGGCUCGCUCCCCACGAAGGUCGAGGCCAAGACCGUCCAGCAAUCGCGCGACUGCGUCAACUACCUCAACCAGCUCAACCAGGAGGCCAACUCGGAGAUCCAGUGCGAGACAACGGUGGGCGACCAGACCAUCAAUUUCGCUUCAAUGCUGACGGAUCUAUUGAAGGGUCAAUCCAGCAACAAGACCAAGGUGGCGGCUGUCGGCUCGGACAGCAUGUCUGGCAGCGUCUCGUUAUCAUCCAGUGACUCGGGCAGUGAAUCUACAUCUGACAGCGAAUCCGCCUCGGGCAGCGAGUCCGAUGAGAGCAGCUCGGGGUCAGAGGAGGACGGUUCAGCAGAUGCCCAGAAGGACGGCAGCGCCUCGAAGAGCAGCACCGGAGUCGCCCUCACGACCACGUUCUCCGUCGUCGCCGCGGCUACCGUGCUCGCAUUUGCACUUUAG